Messenger RNA from Medicago truncatula (barrel medic), 504 nucleotides. RefSeq names its product DNA-binding protein HEXBP-like. The transcript is spliced from 2 exons. Lineage: Eukaryota; Viridiplantae; Streptophyta; Magnoliopsida; Fabales; Fabaceae. The record is from RefSeq and is a predicted model, not a curated record. Gene Ontology annotation, molecular function: nucleic acid binding; zinc ion binding. The coding region runs from base 1 to 504 and encodes 167 amino acids.
AUGUCUGUAACUGCAUAUGCUGCAAAGUUUGUAGAGCUUGCUAAAUUUUAUCUGCAUUAUACCGCUGAGACUGCUGAGUUCUCAAACUGUAGGAUUUGCGAGGAGGAUACGAAAGCUCAGUAUAAGGUUAGGAAUGAGCGGAGGAACAAGGGUCAACAGGGUCGACCGAAGCCCUACAGUGCUCCUGUUAACAAAGGAGAGCAAAGACUGAAUGAUGAAAGGAGACCUAAGAGAGGAGAUGUUCCUACUGAGAUCGUUUGCUACAAGUGUGGUGAGAAGGGCCACAAGAGUAAUGUUUGCAAUGGUGAUGAGAAAAAGUGCUUCCGAUGUGGGAAGAAAGGACAUACUAUAGCUGAGUGCAGACGCGGAGAUAUUGUUUGCUACAAUUGUGAUGAGGAAGGUCAUAUUAGCUCGCAGUGCAAGAAGCCUAAGAAGGUUCAGGCAAGUGGAAGAGUGUUUGCUUUAGCUGUUACUCAGACAGCGAAUGAGGAUCGUCUGAUCUGA